AUGAGGACAGAUCAGACAGAAAUGGAACUCACCCAGCUUUCACCUGUGACUACAGUCACUUUUAACUAUGACUACUAUGACGAUGACAACUGCCAGUAUCAGCAUCUGCAGCACAUGUCUACUUUCCUCUCUAUCCUGUACACUGCUGUGUUCCUGGUGGGCACAGUUGGCAACGGCAUCCUGAUAUUAGCCUUGAUCUUCAGGCGACAGGUCCAGAGGCUCAUCGACAUCUUUAUUAUAAACCUUGCUGCAUCCGACUUCAUCUUCCUCAUCACAUUGCCGUUCUGGGUGGACAUGGAAGCAUCGGAUGGCAGCUGGAGGGUAGGAUCUUUCCUCUGUAAAGCCAGUUCCUAUGUCAUCUCAGUCAACAUGUACUGCAGCAUCCUCCUCCUCACUUGCAUGAGUGCUGACCGGUACCUUGCUAUCAUGCAUCCUUCUAUUGCUAGACAGGUCAGAACAAGAUCCUACUCCAGUCGACUCUGUAUCUGUGUCUGGUUCUUAUCCUGCUGCUUAGGGAUGCCAACCCUUUUGUCCAGAGAACUGAAGAAGCAAUAUGGAAAGACUUAUUGCACAGACAAAGCUGUGACAGAAGCCAAACAGAUCAUGUCACUAAUGCUUUUAAUUCUGGCCUUCUUCUUCCCACUCUUGAGCAUCUUAACCUUUUACUGCACCAUCACCAGGAGACUCUGUGUGCAUUACCAGAGAGCUGGGAAACAUGGUAAGAAACUGAGAAAGUCCAUCAAGAUCGUCUUCAUUGUAGUGGCUGCUUUUGUUAUCUCCUGGGUUCCAUUCAAUCUUUUCAAGCUCAUGGCAAUCAUUCUGGGACUUCUGAAGCAGCCUGACUGUUUUCCCAACAUGGUUGCCCAGCUGGGCAUGAAGGUGAGCAGUCCUUUUGCUUUUGCCAAUAGCUGUGCAAACCCUUUCAUUUACUAUUGUUUUGACAGCUGCAUCCGCAGAGCCAUGCUCCGGUGGCUGUGCCCAUGGGUGAAAAUCAGCAGCAGCAGCACCAACUGUGAUACUCUGGACACCCGCCUGAGCCACUCCUUAUCCUUAUCCCCAGCAGGGGAGCACGCUGCUAGGAAGAGAAAGCGCUCUGUGUCCCUCUGA
This is a messenger RNA of Indicator indicator, 1107 nucleotides long. RefSeq names its product G protein-coupled receptor 15 (gene GPR15). Bases 1 to 1107 code for a protein of 368 amino acids. The transcript has a single exon. The record is from RefSeq and is a predicted model, not a curated record. Gene Ontology annotation, biological process: G protein-coupled receptor signaling pathway; immune response. Gene Ontology annotation, cellular component: membrane. Gene Ontology annotation, molecular function: G protein-coupled receptor activity. NCBI's taxonomy places the organism in Eukaryota, Metazoa, Chordata, Aves, Piciformes, Indicatoridae.